UACUACUAAACGCUUUUAAAGUUAAACCACUGAUUCGAGUUUUUAGCCACUAGAGAUAAGAAGAAGGUAACAACACAUCACUGAGUUCGAUUGAAAACAAUGAGACAAAUCCUGGGCUGAGUAGUGGAGACGGUGGUGCUGAUUCAGAGAGUGGGACAUUGGGGACAGGACAUUCUGAAGGUUUCAGAUUUGCAGUAAGUAAGAAGAAAUAAGAAAACAGCUCAUCUUCUUUUGAUUCUCUCUGUUUUUUUUACUUCUUUUGUUGGAUUGUUGUUUUGUUUUUUGUCUGAUUUUCUCCGUGGAGUCGAGUUCUCUGUCUAUAAACAAGCAGCAAUUUAGCUUACACUUGUUUUCCACUGUCUUUGUUUUUUUUCUCUCCACCAAAGCCAAGUCUUAAUGCUCUCGUGGUGACUACAAUCAGAUUUGAUUUGCGAGAAGAAGAGAGCAGACCAAUCUUCAGAAACCUCUUUCUUGUUUUUUUUUAAAAAGGAGAAAUGAAGUUUAUGAAACUUGGAACCAAACCGGAUUCAUUUCAGUCUGAUGAAGAUUGCAUAAGGUAUGUAGCAUCUGAUUUAGCAACCGAUGUAGUUGUCAACGUUGUAGAUGUGAAAUUCUAUCUUCACAAGUUUCCUCUGCUCUCAAAAAGCGCUCGUCUUCAGAAACUGAUAGCUGCAACGGUCGACGAACAAUCAGACGCUGCUGAGAUAAACAUACCCGAUAUUCCAGGAGGCCCUCCAGCGUUUGAGAUGUGCGCCAAGUUCUGUUACGGUAUGACCGUAACACUCAGCGCUUACAAUGUCGUAGCUGCUCGUUGCGCUGCUGAGUAUCUCGAGAUGUAUGAAUCUACCGAGAGCGGCAAUCUUGUUUACAAGAUCGAGUUUUUCUUGAGCUCGAGUGUUUUGAGAAGCUGGAAAGACUCCAUCACUGUUCUCCAGACGACAAGAACGUUACAUCCGUGGUCCGAAGAUGUGAAGAAGAUCGAUGAGAGAUGUUUGGAAUCAAUCGCUUCGAAGGCUGCAGCGGAACCAGCGAGAGUAGAUUGGUCUUAUACGUAUAACAGAAGAAAAGUUAGCAACGACAAUGGUGUGGCUAGAGAUUGGUGGGUGGAGGAUCUCGCCGAGCUUAGCAUUGAUUUAUACAAAAGAGUUGUUUCUACGAUCAGAAGGAAAGGCGGUGUUUCGCCUGAGGUUAUAGGAGAAGCUCUUGAGGUAUAUGCUGCCAAGAGAAUACAAAUAGAUGAUGAUGAUGAUGUGGACGAACAGAGGUGUUUGUUGGAGACAUUGGUCUCGUUGUUGCCUAGUGAGAAACAGAGUGUUUCUUGUGGGUUCUUGAUCAAGCUGUUGAAAUCAUCGGUUUCUCUGGAAGACGUGAGGAGAAAGUUAAGUAGGAGAAUAGGAGAGAAGCUAGAGGAAGCAAGUGUGGAUGAUCUCUUGAUCAGAGCUUCUUCAGAAGGAUGUGAAACGGUCUAUAACAUUGACAUUGUUGAGACUUUAAUCGAUGAGUUUAUUACACAAACAAAGAAAAGAGAUGAGCUUGUUUGUUCAGACAUGUCUGUUUCAGACAGCUCGAAAUCAAUUGUCGCCAAGCUAAUGGAUGGAUACUUAGCUGAGAUCUCGAGAAUCGAACCAAAUUUCUCUACUUCAAAGUUCAUUGCAAUAGCAGAGAAGGUUUCUUGUUUCCCAAGAUCAUCACACGAUGGAGUUUAUCGUGCCAUUGACAUGUUCUUGAAGCAACAUCCAGGAAUAUCAAAGAGUGAGAAGAAAUCGAUAUGUCGAUUAAUGGACUGCCGGAAACUAUCACAGGAGGCAUGUGCUCACGCCGUGCAAAACGAGCGGUUACCUUUACGUGUCGUUGUGCAGAUACUCUUCUUCGAGCAGGUUCGCCCCACCGCUAAACCUUUGCUUCCACCGAGCACCUCUCACGGGAGCUCGAGGAAGACGACGGAAGAAGAAGAGUGUGACUCAGUAACAGCCACGGAGGAGACGACGAGAGACAAGACGAGUAGUUCUGAGAAGACCAAGGCUAAAGGAGUUGUGAUGUCACGGAUUUUCUCGAAGCUUUGGGCUGGUAAAGACAGAGAUGGGGUCGGAGAUGUUAGUCGCUCGGAUACUAGUGAAAGUCCUGGCUCAGCCACCACCACCGUCGAUGAUAAAUCGACACCGUCCACCCGCCGGAGAAGAUCACCCUCUUGACUUUAGACUAUUUUCGGGUUAUUGUUUCUUUCUUGAUUAGGGCAAUAGUUUAAGCUAACUUGCUUUUAGAUCAAACUUGGGCUAUCAUAUAAGUUUUUUUUUUGGUGAUAAUACGCAUAGCCCUAACUUUUUGGUUUAUGUAACCGUUACAAUUUUGUGAAACCUAAAUUCUAAUGUUUCCUUAGUUA
This is a messenger RNA of Brassica oleracea var. oleracea, 2380 nucleotides long. RefSeq names its product BTB/POZ domain-containing protein NPY3-like. Gene Ontology annotation, molecular function: protein binding. The record is from RefSeq and is a predicted model, not a curated record. The transcript is spliced from 6 exons. The coding region runs from base 495 to 2192 and encodes 565 amino acids. NCBI's taxonomy places the organism in Eukaryota, Viridiplantae, Streptophyta, Magnoliopsida, Brassicales, Brassicaceae.